AUGAUACAAUCUGUAUUUAGCAUCCCUGCUCUUGACCAGCCGGUUACGUGUAAACUAUGCGGCAUGUCCUAUCGAAGAUCUUCCGAAUCAGAUCAGGCUCUGCAUAAGAAGUAUCACUUCACAUUCAUUCAUGGCCCAUCAUUCGAUGUGACAUGCCACGCGCCGCUUGAAACAUCAAGGCUACUAUUUGAUAAGAAAUCUGUCGAGUGCAAGAUAUAUGUAGUACAGAGAGACCUACCGAAAAUGAUACGGAAAGCAGAAAGCGUACUUCAGAUGGUGAAUCGAGAAUUGAAUGCCCCACCAGAAAAUCCUGCCUGGAAAUCAAGAAGGACAUGCGCUUUUGAAGGCAAAGCAUUCAUGGUUGUUAUAGAGAAACGAGUAGUUGGUCUUUGUGCUACCGAACCGAUUACUAAUAUCGAAAGUCAGACACGUUGGAUGGUGCAUAGAACGCAGGAGAUUGUUCCACAGCAGAUUAAUCAAAACUCUAAAUUGGGCAUCUCAAGAAUAUGGGUCGCUCCUCAUUGGCGGAGAAGAGGACUCGGUGUCAUGAUGCUUAAUGCUGUCAUGAAAUACCUGGAAUACGGGAUAACUUUAAAGAAGAAAGACCUAGCUUUCAGCCAACCAAGCUAUUCAGGUGGAUUGCUCGCAAAGACAUUCUGUGGGGUCAAGCAUAAAAGUGGCGAGAUUCUCGUUCCCAUAUACUUGGAGGAUGCCUAG
This is a messenger RNA of Metschnikowia bicuspidata var. bicuspidata NRRL YB-4993, 717 nucleotides long. RefSeq lists its product as uncharacterized. NCBI's taxonomy places the organism in Eukaryota, Fungi, Ascomycota, Pichiomycetes, Serinales, Metschnikowiaceae. The transcript has a single exon. Bases 1 to 717 code for a protein of 238 amino acids. Gene Ontology annotation, biological process: mitotic sister chromatid cohesion. Gene Ontology annotation, molecular function: protein-lysine-acetyltransferase activity. Gene Ontology annotation, cellular component: nucleus; chromatin. The record is from RefSeq and is a predicted model, not a curated record.